Molecule: messenger RNA, 2819 nt
Organism: Hibiscus syriacus
Lineage: Eukaryota; Viridiplantae; Streptophyta; Magnoliopsida; Malvales; Malvaceae
Exons: 10
Coding region: 469-2445 (658 amino acids)
Source: RefSeq, a predicted model, not a curated record
UUCCCACUAUACCCUUCUCCUCUCCACCCACCUCCAAAUGCAAAAGCUCACAUCCAUAGCCCAUAAGCAACUGAUUUUUUUUCUGUGUAUUUUGAAUACAAUGACGUCGUUUUUUAUUCACCGGACUUGUUAACGCGUCGACUGAAGUCGUUCCUUUCAAGCCAAACAACAUCUUCUUCUUCCCUCCAAACAUUCAAUUGCAUUUCAUUUGAUUCCAUUUUUUUGUCUUUCAAAAUUCCGACUCUUUUAAUAUCGCAUGCUCCUAAUUUUCUUGUAGUUUCGAUGUGUGCGUUUCUUAUCAUCCGUUGAUUUUAUUUAUUUAUUUUUCUGUUCUGGUAUGAAGCUCAAGUGUGAUUGUUUCCCUGCUUUUCUCGCACUUUCCUCUCUUCUAUUUUCAUGGAAUUCCUUUCAUCAAGGCUGUGAUUAGCUAUAACUUGGAAAGUUGGAAUUAAACCGGAGCUUAGACCCAUGAAUUUGAUGGAGAAGCACGAUGAUGAACGCUUUGUAUUUCCUUUAACAAGUCUCCAGAUUGGGGACUUGCAGUCUUAUCUUUCGGAUCUUAGCCUUUUCCUGGCCACUAGAAGUAACAGAUUCUACAUUUUGGUGCACAACAGGCCAUGGCUGAGGGGCUUGGGUUCAUGGCCAGCUCACUUGUGGUGGCAAUUGAUGGUUAUCAAGUCCAGGUCAUCUCCUUUGCUAACACCAAGGGCCGUAGGGAGAGAAAGGAGGGGAAGGAAGCUUCUUCCAAAUCAAAUGCUGACAAUUCAAAAAAGUUUGAGAGGUGGUUCCAUUUCAUUGAUGCUGCAACAUUGUCUAAAAAGGGGGCAUUACUACGUGAGCUGCAUCGGACUUUGUAUGGCUUCAUUGUAUUUGAAGUCACAUGGUCAGAUGUUUGAGACUGAUACAUCUCUGGCCAUAGAGGCUAAAUUCAUGCGAAGAUGGGAAUUUGAAAGCAUUGACCAUGCUGUAAAUUCUAUAUCAUCAUGGUUCUCGGGAGAACAGUUGGAUCAGGAUUAUUUAAAAGAGUACUUGAAUCCGACAAUUGAGGCCUUCUAUGAUAUUGAAGAAGAAUUUGAUGAGGAUGAUGAGGAUAGUUUGAGCACUGAAGAAUGUUUCUCCCAUGAUCAUUGUGACAAUGGUGAUUUAAGGGUUUACCCAGCAACCGUGGACUGCAAAACUUUUGAGCCGCAAACUCCAAUUGGGCCUUAUAAGAGAAGGAAAGCAAGGAAGGUAAUCAGUACUGGAGUUGAAGUUGAUGUGAAUUGUGAGGAAAUCCAAAGGCCAGAUGAAAACUCAUUAGACAAUUCUACCAAAAAUGCAGUGGAAGCUACAAAGUAUAGGGAUGUUCUUCUUUUGUUUAGAUUUGAUGAUAGAGAUCUCCCAUUUAAAUUACAGCAAAUAAUAACGCCUGAUCUGAGGCUACUUCGUUUGUUAGAGGCUGGUCUUCCAUCUUGGGUCAUCGUCCUUCAAUCGUAUCCUGGCUUUUGCCAUAUCUAUCGCCCAUGGAUGUGCCCGCUGGCCAGAGCUCUAUAUGUUUCAAUUUCAGUCAUUACUGUUCUAAUAGGGUUUUAUGAUUUAUACAAAAAUGUUCCUGUUCUUAAGGCAACUGCUGCUCGUUUAUGUGGGCCACUCUUUGAUUGGAUAGAAACCUGGGAGAUGGUAUCAAGGAUCAAGUAUUUGGGAACUAUGCUAUUUCUACAUAACUGUCAGAAGGCUGUGAGGUUGGUUUUGACAGUUACACGUGCUGCUCGAUCAUUUUUCUCAUUUCUGUGUCUACCACUGGCAGAACCAUUUAUGGACUUUUUGAGCUUCCUUUUGCCAAUUUGGAAUAUGAUCAGUGAUGUAGUGGAAAGCUUCUUUUCAGUCAUAUGGAUUGUGAUUGGUUCUUUGUACAAUCUAUUGGAGGAUCUCGUGGAGUUUGUUCUGAUGCCUAUAUGCUUUAUUGGUGUAGUUCUCCGGAACAUUGCAACUCCCAUCCUGUAUCCUACAUUUUGGUUUCUUUGGGAAAUACUAUAUGCCCCAAUACGCCUAGUCCUUGCAUUAGCCAGAUUUGUGGCUUAUAUGUGUCGGUUCAUCUCUCUUUUGGUUGGAGAUAUAUGGCAGUCUUUUUGGAGCAUAAUUCAACUUGCUUCAGCUUCUGAAUCUACAGUGAGCAAUAGUGAGGUUUCCAUGUGGCGAUCACUUUGGAAUGACAUUUUUUCUCAGGUUUUUCGUGCUCUCAGAAGUAUAUUAAAUGGUUUUGUUGCCUUCUUCACAGCCUGCAAUAGACAUCGCCUAAGCAUUUAUAAUCAUGUACGGCAUGUUGUUCAAGGACCAUUUGGUAGAGCCCCUGUACCACGAACCUCAUAUCCUAGGAGAAAUAAAUCAAUACAUGCUCUAAGCCAUCAGCCAGAAAUAAGGAGUAGAGUCUUCGGUGGGUCGUAUCCUCCUGCGUUGUCAUUUUGAGUUGAAAAUAUGAAAGAAGGUAGUCCUUUGUUCUGAUGAACAAACGUCCCAAUACAGAAAUCUAGAAACUCUCAAUAACAUGCCUAAUUGAAAGCUAACAUGAGCCAGUCCCAUAUCAAGUUCAAAAAAAAAAAAAAAAAAACUGAGAGGCGAGGAAAAGAAAAUACCACUUGUAUAGCUUAGAGAUAAUUCUAUUCUUUUUAUGCCUCUGUGUCUAGGAAGCUGUCUAUUUUCUCUAUUUCUAUUUCUCGAUGUUCAUUAACUUUAGCUUCUUUUUGUUUUAAAUCCUCUAUGUUAUCUUAACGGUCAGCUUUCUUUGUAACUAUUAUGUAUAUACAUUUUAUCUCUAUUUAUUUAUUUAUCCCAAGAAAAAG